Messenger RNA from Blumeria graminis f. sp. triticale, 366 nucleotides. NCBI's taxonomy places the organism in Eukaryota, Fungi, Ascomycota, Leotiomycetes, Helotiales, Erysiphaceae. The record is from the annotation of a GenBank genome assembly.
AUGAAUCUACUCCAUUUUACUGAAAUUACGACAAUUCUGUGUUUUUUCACAUCAUCAUGUAUGGCUCAAACCCUGACUGAUGGCUUUCCGAUGUAUAAUUGUUAUGGUGUAAUCUUUUACUCUGAAAAUGUUCUUGCUACAGCUAUAUUAUCAAAAAGGACUGCCAAUGGGGCAAUGAAAGGCUAUCCUCAAAUAUAUGUAGGAACUAACUUAGGUGGCACUGCUCCGCAUACUAUAUUCCCCAUCUCGAAUGAUACUUUAUUUGACUCAAGUUCUUCUCAGCCAUUUUAUUUCUUGAUUGUGGACAGCAAAGGGUUGCAGGUUGGCAUGGCAUAUUUAGGUCUCGAUGGUUACAUACAGUGUUAG